Aspergillus puulaauensis is the source of this 1530-nucleotide messenger RNA. RefSeq names its product protoheme IX farnesyltransferase (gene cox10). Gene Ontology annotation, molecular function: protoheme IX farnesyltransferase activity. Gene Ontology annotation, biological process: heme biosynthetic process. The transcript has a single exon. Bases 1 to 1530 code for a protein of 509 amino acids. Gene Ontology annotation, cellular component: membrane; mitochondrion. The record is from RefSeq and is a predicted model, not a curated record. NCBI's taxonomy places the organism in Eukaryota, Fungi, Ascomycota, Eurotiomycetes, Eurotiales, Aspergillaceae.
AUGACCCUCCUCCGCUCGUCUCUGCGGAGGCUCGGAACGGUUCGGGAUUCGUCUGUCCUAUGUUCAAGAUGCGUUAAUCGCAGUCGCCCACUGCUCCCCGCGGUCAACAAACUCGCUCCGAUCUCGCGAUUACAAUCCAGCAUUGCCGGACAAUCGCCUUCAGCAGCGGUUAAUAAGUCGUACUUUUCAUCACAUAAGGGCGAGAGUCACUUGACACCACAACCGGGGCUGUUUACCUCACUCUCUCCGAAAAAUACACCCAAUCAGCUGAACCGCGAAGAAUCAAUUUCUAGCACACCACCUACGGAGGCUACGCCGGAGCUGCCCCAUCGGCGAAGAAAGCGUUUAAAGGAAGCUUCAGCUCAGAACAACGGCGCUGAACCGGUCAUUCCGCCAGAUGCAUCUGCGCAAUUGUCGAAUUUCUCUUCAACACUCCCCCAGACCUCUCUCCGCCGCAAAUUGGCCGCCUUUUUGGCCCUCACCAAACCCCGUCUCUCAUUCUUGAUUCUGCUAUCGACGACUUCCGCUUACGGCAUAUACCCGAUAUCGUCCCUGCUUGCUCUCGAUCCAUCCAUUGCACCUCUUCCUACCCUCUCAACCUCCACCCUGACAUUUCUCUACUUGACGUCUGGGACGUUCCUGUCCUCCUGCAGCGCAAACACGUUGAACAUGGUCUUUGAACCAAAGUACGACGCUCAGAUGUCACGAACGCGCAAUAGGCCUCUAGUCCGCGGCCUCGUCUCCCGGCGUGCGGCCGUUCUUUUUGCCGUUGCGACAGCCGCUGUAGGAUUGGGCUUGCUAUACGUGGGAACUAACCCCACAGUAACGGGACUAUCUGCAGCAAAUAUCGCACUCUACGCAUUCGUGUACACGCCACUAAAGCGCAUACACGUGAUUAAUACCUGGGUGGGCGCUGUGGUGGGAGGUAUCCCCCCGCUGAUGGGUUGGGUUGCGGCGGCAGGGCAAGCAGCAACGACAGGGCAUGACACAUGGCGAGACAUGCUCUUUGGCGAAAACAGUCUUGGUGGAUGGCUUCUUGCGGGUAUUCUGUUCGCCUGGCAAUUCCCUCAUUUCAACGCGCUGUCCCAUACCAUUCGUGAGGAAUACAAAGGGGCUGGAUACAGGAUGAUGUGCUGGACAAAUCCGGCUCGAAACGCCCGUGUUGCCUUGCGGUAUUCAGUGCUCAUGUUUCCACUUUCCAUUGGCCUCUGGUGGAUUGGCGUUUUGGGGCAUGGUUUCUUAGUUAGCAGCACCGUUGCUAACGGCUGGCUGACGAAAGAGGCAUAUGGGUUCUGGAAGCACCAAGGCGCCAAUGGUACCGCGCGGGGUCUUUUUUGGGCUAGUAUCUGGCAGCUGCCAAUCCUUCUCGUUGGUGGUCUCGUGACGAAAAAGGGCCUCUGGGACGGUGUUUGGGGGAACCUCUUUGGCCAGCCGAUCGAAGACGAAGAUGACGAUUAUGUAUACUACGAAGAGGUCUCCUCUGGGAAAGCCAUCGACCAGAGCCCCAGCCGGUCGAGCCCCGCUGUCUAG